Messenger RNA from Nothobranchius furzeri (turquoise killifish), 2362 nucleotides. The record is from RefSeq and is a predicted model, not a curated record. Lineage: Eukaryota; Metazoa; Chordata; Actinopteri; Cyprinodontiformes; Nothobranchiidae.
AUGCGAAGCAGAGCAAGUGAUUAUGGAAUAUUUUCCUUACGCACAUUUAUUUUUUUCAUUAUCGGAAAACAGGCCUUUGCGCAGAUCCGGUAUGUUGUUCCGGAGGAGGUGAAAGAAGGAUCGAUUGUUGGAAAUGUGGCAAAAGAUCUUGGCCUUGAUGUUACUCUGUUAACCAGUCGACGUUUCCGCGUUGUGUAUGGAUCUAAGGAUGCGUUUUUUGAUGUGAACCAGGACACCGGAGAUCUUGUUCUCCGCCAGAAAAUCGACAGAGAGGAGCUUUGUGAUGGGAGUGGUGCGUGCUUAAUGGAGCUCAAAAUCCUGGUGGAAAACCCGUUGGAAAUGCAUUAUGUGGUUGUGGAGAUUUCUGACGUAAACGAUCACUCGCCUAAAUUUCCAGAAGAAGCGCAGGUAUUUGAAAUCUUUGAACAAACGUUAUCUGGAGCAAGUUUUCAGCUCCACGCUGCUCGGGAUCCCGAUGCUGGAUCUAAUUCCAUACGUACGUACUCAUUAACGUCAAAUGAGCACUUUGAGCUAGAUAUCCGUCAGAGUGAUGAGGAAAAAAUCCCGUUUUUAGUGCUGAAGAAGCCGUUAGACAGAGAAGAGAUUAGUAAUCACUCAUUCUAUGUAACAGCUCUGGAUGGAGGCAAACCCCCGAGAUCAGGAACAUUGAAUAUUUCUGUGAUUGUCCUCGACAGUAAUGAUAACCGACCGAAGUUUAGCCAAGAAAUCUAUCAAAUUGAAGUAGAAGAAAAUCUUUCUCCUUACACAUCAUUAUUCAAACUGAAUGCGACGGAUUCUGAUGAAGGCUUAAACAGUGAAAUUACAUACAAUCUGGGGAAAGCACUUAAGAAAAAAGGUUCUGACACUUUUGAAUUGGACAAAAUCACUGGAGAGUUACGUCUAAAAGGAACAGUAGACUAUGAAGAAAACAAAAUUUAUAAAUUGGAUAUUGAGGCAACUGAUAAAGGAACUCCUCCUCUAACCAGUAGUUGCAGACUCAUUAUUAAGAUAAAAGAUUUAAAUGAUAAUCCACCUGAAAUAGAAAUCACCUCCCUGUCAAACAUUGUGUCUGAAGACUCCAAACCUGGAACAGUUAUAUCACUGCUUAGUGUGACUGAUAAAGACUCUGGACUAAAUGGAAAAAUAAAUACCAGAAUAGAAGCUAAUGGACCUUUUGGAUUAAAACCGUCAUAUAAAGAAAACAUUUAUUCAGUUGUCACUAAAGGACAUUUAGAUCGAGAGGAGGUGUCUCAGUAUGAAAUAACAGUGAAAGCUACAGACUGUGGUGAGCUUCCUUUAUCCACUUUUAAAAGUUUCAGCAUCCAGAUAUCUGAUGUAAAUGACAACAGUCCCCAGUUUCCACAAAAUCCAUUACAGUUUUACCUGCUAGAAAAUAAUGCAGCUGGAACUUGUGUUUUUUCUGUUAGCGCUACAGACAAGGAUGCAAACGAAAAUGCAGUAAUUUCAUUUCAUAUUAGAAGAGAAGCUAAUAAAAACGAGAUUUUGUCCUUCUUAAACAUAAACCCAGAAAAUGGAGAAAUAACAGCUCUGAAAAGUUUCGACUUUGAAACUGUGAAAACGUUCCAGUUCCAAGUUGUGGCCUCAGACUCUGGAAGUCCGUCCCUGAGCAGCAACGUGACAGUGAACGUGUUCAUUCUGGAUCAGAACGACAACGCUCCAGUCAUCCUGUAUCCAGUCAGCUCCAACAGUUCUGCUGAAGGUGUGGAGGAGGUUCCCCGCAACGUGAACGCAGGACACUUGGUGACUAAAGUCAGAGCCUAUGAUGCUGAUAUAGGAUAUAAUGGCUGGCUGCUGUUCUCACUGCAGGAAGUGACUGACCACAGUCUGUUUGGUUUGGACCGCUACACAGGACAGAUCAGAACACUUCGCUCAUUCACAGAGACAGACGAGGCUGAGCAUAAACUGCUCAUCCUGGUCAAAGACAAUGGCAACGUUUCACUGUCAGCAACAGCUACUGUCAUUAUCAAAGUGGUGGAGCCCAAAGAGGCUUUUGCAGCUUCUGAUGUGAAGAGUUCAGCCAAAGAUGAUGAGGAGACUGAUGUGACUUUUUACCUGAUGAUCACUUUGGGCUCAGUGUCGGUUCUGUUCCUCAUCAGCAUCAUCGUGCUGAUUGCAAUGCAGUGCUCCAAGUCCACAGAAUAUACUUCUAAAUAUCUCCAAGAGGCUAAUUAUGAUGGGACACUGUGUCACAGCAUCCAGUACAGAUCUGGAGACAAACACUACAUGUUAGUAGGACCCAGGAUGAGUGUAGGAUCUACUAUAGUACCUGGAAGUCACGCAAACACUCUGGCGCUGCCUGACAGGAGGAACACUUCUGAUGAGGUAAGAUGAGAACAUGUCU